GCUGUGAUGGGGGGGGAUAUUUGGGGGGGCAGGUCCCUUCUCAGGUGAAGCUGCUGAUGGAGAUGGAGCCGCCACCACUGCCGCCUCUGAGCGCCCGGGUCCUGGCUCCGGCCCGGCGACUGCCGCCGCCUCAGUGACCCCACUCCCCCCGCACUGGGCCGCCCGGGCCAGAGUGGGGGACCCCCGCCCCCUCGCCUCCCUCUCCCCCAACACCGUCCCCUCUCCCCAACCCCUCACAGCCUGCGCGCGCGCGGAGACGCCUCAGUCUACAUGGGGAGGACAGAGAAGCGCAAAGAACAAGAGAAAAGAUGCAUCCAUCUGAGAUCUAAAAGGAGACAAUGAGAAUCUCUUUAAAAUGGACAUAGAAGACUGCAAUGGCCGCUCCUAUAUGUCUGUAGGACCAAUGAAGGAAUUAUUGGCAUGCACUAAAGGAGAUAGCAAGAUGGGUCAGACACACAUAUGAGAGUCAUUGGCAACACCCGGGUAAUGUAAGCUGGAGAGGGAUCCCUCAGGAGGGUGUGUUCCGGAUUUCUUGCCUCAGGCCCAAGACUCCAACCAUUUUAUAAUGGAAUCUUUAUUUUGUGAAAGUAAGUAUGUGCAUAGCUGGGCAAUUGGGUAAAGUACUAAUAGGUGGACUUCAGGGAUGAAUUUUAGGCUUCCUCUCUCUUUCUUGCACUCUCUCUUGCUUUCUCUCUCUCUCUUCCAUAUUUAGGCCUGUGUGCACACAUCCAUGCAUGUUCAUGUUAGCAGAUAAUGUAGAAGGCUACCAGUAUGUUUAUCCCAAUAGUUGCCUCAUCUGAAAAAAUCAUAUUAGCACCUACUUGCUGUGAAGAUUAAUGAAAUUAUUCAUUUCAAGUGCACAGAAUAAAGCCUGACACAUAAUCCUGAACCUGGCUGGGGGCUCCAGAGAGGAACAGUAGGGAAGAAUGUCCGUCCUGAACGUCUGUCCCUUCUGCAGCCCCCAUUUUCCUCUCCGCCCUGGCGCGCCCAGCCCCAGCCCUGCUUCCUGUGGACGUCAGGCAGUGAUGCUCUUCCCCUCAGGCCUAGAUAAAGGUAGGGUAGGCAAGGCCCAGCCACUGAGCUCACAGAAGGCAGCACCAGGCAUCCGGACUGGCGGGGGCGCAAGGUAUGGUGCCCAGCAUACAACACUGCCUUGUACAUGGCUGUGAAGGAAAUGUUUGUGAAAUUUAACUGAAUUUUUUUAAAAGAUUAGGCAAUGGACAGUAGAUAACUCCAGCUCCAGCUUUACCUGCCCUCUUGUUCUCUCCUCCAAGGUAGCGGGGACUCAUCUCUGGAGAAGGAGUUCCUCGGGGCCCCAGUGGGGCCCUCGGUGAGCACCCCCAACAGCCAGCACUCUUCUCCCAGCCGCUCACUCAGUGCCAACUCCAUCAAGGUGGAGAUGUACAGCGAUGAGGAGUCAAGCAGACUGCUGGGGCCAGAUGAGCGGCUCCUGGAAAAGGACGACAGCGUGAUUGUGGAAGAUUCAUUGUCUGAGCCCUUGGGCUACUGUGAUGGUAGUGGGCCAGAGCCUCACUCCCCUGGGGGCAUCCGGCUGCCCAAUGGCAAGCUCAAGUGUGACGUCUGCGGCAUGGUCUGUAUUGGACCCAACGUGCUCAUGGUGCACAAGCGCAGUCACACUGGUGAAAGGCCCUUCCAUUGCAACCAGUGUGGUGCCUCCUUCACCCAGAAGGGGAACCUGCUGCGCCACAUCAAGCUGCACUCUGGGGAGAAGCCCUUUAAAUGUCCCUUCUGCAACUAUGCCUGCCGCCGGCGUGAUGCACUCACUGGUCACCUCCGCACACACUCAGUCUCCUCUCCUACAGUGGGCAAGCCCUACAAGUGUAACUACUGUGGCCGGAGCUACAAACAGCAGAGUACCCUGGAGGAGCACAAGGAGCGGUGCCAUAACUACCUACAGAGUCUCAGCACUGAAGCCCAAGCUUUGGCUGGCCAACCAGGUGACGAAAUACGUGACCUGGAGAUGGUGCCAGACUCCAUGCUGCACUCAUCCUCUGAGCGGCCAACUUUCAUCGAUCGUCUGGCCAAUAGCCUCACCAAACGCAAGCGUUCCACACCCCAGAAGUUUGUAGGCGAAAAGCAGAUGCGCUUCAGCCUCUCAGACCUCCCCUAUGACGUGAACUCGGGUGGCUAUGAAAAGGAUGUGGAGUUGGUGGCACACCACAGCCUGGAGCCUGGCUUUGGAAGUUCCCUGGCCUUUGUGGGUGCAGAGCAUCUGCGUCCCCUCCGCCUUCCACCCACCAAUUGCAUCUCAGAACUCACGCCUGUCAUCAGCUCUGUCUACACCCAGAUGCAGCCCCUCCCUGGUCGACUGGAGCUUCCAGGAUCCCGAGAAGCAGGUGAGGGACCUGAGGACCUGGCUGAUGGAGGUCCCCUCCUCUACCGGGCCCGAGGCCCCCUGACUGACCCUGGGGCAUCCCCCAGCAAUGGCUGCCAGGACUCCACAGACACAGAAAGCAACCACGAAGAUCGGGUUGCAGGGGUGGUAUCCCUCCCUCAGGGUCCCCCACCCCAGCCACCUCCCACCAUUGUGGUGGGCCGGCACAGUCCUGCCUACGCCAAAGAGGACCCCAAGCCACAGGAGGGGUUAUUGCGGGGCACCCCAGGCCCCUCCAAGGAAGUGCUUCGGGUGGUGGGCGAGAGUGGUGAGCCUGUGAAGGCCUUCAAGUGUGAGCACUGCCGUAUCCUCUUCCUGGACCACGUCAUGUUCACUAUCCACAUGGGCUGCCAUGGCUUCAGAGACCCUUUUGAGUGCAACAUCUGUGGUUAUCACAGCCAGGACCGGUACGAAUUCUCUUCCCACAUUGUCCGGGGGGAGCAUAAGGUGAGCUAGCAACCUCUCCCUCUCCCCUCAGUCCACCACUCCACUGCCCUGCCUACAGGCAUUGAUCCCUGUCCCCACCAUUUCCCAAGGAGUUUUGCUUUGUAGCCCUCACUACUGGCCACCUGACCUCACACCUGACCCUGACCCCUCCUCACCUAUUCUCCUCCUCUAUCCUGACCGAUUUAAGCAUUGUGAUGAAACAGAUCUUUUGCUUAUGUUUUUCCUUUUUAUCUUCUCUCAUCCCAGCAUACUGAGUUAUUUAUUAAUUAGUUGAUUUAUUUUUGCCUUUUUAAAUUUUAACUUAUAUCAGUCACUUGCCACUCCCCCACCCUCCUGUCCACAGCUCCUUUCCACUUUAGGCCAAUUUUUCUCUCUUAGAUCUUCCAGCAGCCCCAGGGGUAGGAAGCUCCUCUUAGUACUAAGAGACUUCAAGCUUCUUGCUUUAAGUCCUCACCCUUUACAUUAUCUUAAUUCUUCAGUUUUGAUGCUGAUACCUCCCCCCGGCCCUACCUUAGCUCUGUGGCAUUAUAUCUCCUCUCUGGGACUCUUCAACCUGGUACUCCAUACCUCUUGUGCCCUCUCACUUUAGGCAGCUUGCACUAUUCUUGAAUGAAUGAAGAAUUAUUUCCUCAUUUGGAAGUAGGAGGGACUGAAGAAAUUCUCCCCAGGCACUGUGGGACUGAGAGUCCUAUUCCCCUAGUAAUAGGUCAUAUUCCCCUAGUAAUAUGAGUUCUCAAAGCCUACAUUCAGGAUCUCCCUCUAGGAUGUGAUAGAUCUGGUCCCUGUCCUUGAACUAUCCCUCCGCACACUCUAGUCCCUUCAACCUACCGGUCUAUUAAGUGGUGGCUUUUCUCUCCUUGGAGUGCCCCAAUUUUAUAUUCUCAGGGGCCAAGGCUAGGUCUGCAACCCUCUGUCUCUGACACAUUGGGAGCCACAGGUGCCUAAUUGGGAACCAGGGCAUGGGAAAGGAGUGGGUCAAAAUUCUUCUCUUUCUCCUCCACCUCUCAGACUUCUUCACUAUAGUGACCUUCCUAGGCUCUCAUCCUAUGAGAAACUAGUGGGUUGCUGCCUGAUGACAAGGGGUUGUUUCAGCCCCUCAGUCAUGCUGCCUUCUGCUGCUCCCUCCCAGCAGGAUUCACCCUCUCAUUCCCGGGCUCCUGGGCCCUGUUCUUAGGAUCAGUGGCAGGGAGAAACGGGUAUCUCUUUUCUGUCUUCUAAUUUUCAGUAUAACCAAAAAUUAUCCCAGCAUGAGCAUGGGCACGUGCCCUUCACCCCAUUCCACCCUUGUUCCAGUAAGACUGGAUGGGUGCAACUGAACUGGGGUCAUCCUUUACUACCCCCUUCUACACUCAGCUCCCAGACACAGGGUAGGAGGGGGUACUGCUGGCUACUGCAGAGACCCCUGGCUAUUUGAGUAACCUAGGAUUAGUGAGAAGGGGCAGAAGGAGAUACAACUCCACUGCAAGUGGAGGUUUCUUUCUACAAGAGUUUUCUGCCCGAGGCCACAGCCAUCCCACUCUCUGCUUCCUUGAGAUUCAAACCAAAGGCUGUUUUUCUAUGUUUAAAGAAAAAAAAAAGUAAAAACCAAACAUAACACCUCACAAGUUGUAACUCUUGGUCCUUCUCUCUCUCCUUUUCUCUUCCCUUCCUUCUCCUUCCAUCUUUCUUUCCACAUGUCCUUUCCUUAUUGGCUCUUUUACCUCCUACUUUUCUGACUCCCUAUCAGGGAUAUUUUGGGGGGGAUGGUAAAGAGUGGGCUAAGGAACAGACCUUGGGAUUAGGGCCCUAAGGGCCCUGAGAGGAGUCUACCUUGCCUUCUUAUGGGAAGGGAGACCCUAAAAAACUUUCUCCUCUUUGUCCUCCUUUUUCUCCCCCACUCUGAGGUUUCCCCAAGAGAACCAGAUUGGCAGGGAGAAGCAUUGUGGGGUGAUUGUUCCUCCUUGACAAUGUAGCAAUAAAUAGAUGCUGCCAAGGGCAGAAAAUGGGGAGGUUAGCUCAGAGCAGAGUGGUCUCUAGAGAAAGGAAGAAUCCUCAACGGCACCCUGGGGUGCUAGCUCCUUUUUAGAAUGUCAGCAGAGCUGAGAUUAAUAUCUGGGCUUUUCCUGAACUAUUCUGGUUAUUGAGCCCUUCCUGUUAGAUCUACCCCCUCCCACCUCUUCUGUGUCUGCUGUGUGUUUGGUGACACUUCAUAAGGACUAGUCCCUUCUCGGGUAUCAGAGCCUUAGGGUGCCCCCAUCCCCUUCCCCAGUCAACUGUGGCACCUGUAACCUCCCGGAACAUGAAGGACUAUGCUCUGAGGCUAUACUCUGUGCCCAUGAGAGCAGAGACUGGAAGGGCAAGACCAGGUGCUAAGGAGGGGAGAGGGGGCAUCCUGUCUCUCUCCAGACCAUCACUGCACUUUAACCAGGGUCUUAGGUACAAAAUCCUACUUUUCAGAGCCUUCCAGCUCUGGAACCUCAAACAUCCUCAUGCUCUCUCCCAGCUCCUUUUGCAUAAAAAAAAAGUAAAGAAAAAGAAAAAAAAAAAACACACACUGAAACCCACAUGGAGAAAAGAGGUGUUUCGUUUUAUAUUGCUAUUCAAAAUCAAUACCACAAACAAAAUAUUUCUAAGUAGACACUUUUCCAGACCUUUGUUUUUUUGUGUCAGUGUCCAAGCUGCAGAUAGGAUUUUGUAAUACUUCUGGCAGCUUCUUUCCUUGUGUACAUAAUAUAUAUAUAUAUAUAUAUAUAUAUAUAUUUUUAAUCAGAAGUUAUGAAGAACAAAAAGAAAAAAUAAACACAGAAGCAAGUGCAAUACCACCUCUCUUCUCCCUCUCUCCUAGGGUUUCCUUUGUAGCCUAUGUUUGGUGUCUCUUUUGACCUUUACCCCUUCACCUCCUCUCUUCUUCUGAUUCCCCUCCCCACCCUUUUUAAAGAGUUUUUCUCCUUUCUCAAGGGGAGUUAAACUAGCUUUUGAGACUUAUUGCAAAGCAUUUUGUAUAUGUAAUAUAUUGUAAGUAAAUAUUUGUGUAACGGAGAUAUACUACUGUAAGUUUUGUACUGUACUGGCUGAAAGUCUGUUAUAAAUAAACAUGAGUAAUUUAACACC
This is a messenger RNA of Symphalangus syndactylus (siamang), 5932 nucleotides long. RefSeq names its product IKAROS family zinc finger 4 (gene IKZF4). Gene Ontology annotation, biological process: regulation of transcription by RNA polymerase II. The record is from RefSeq and is a predicted model, not a curated record. Lineage: Eukaryota; Metazoa; Chordata; Mammalia; Primates; Hylobatidae. Gene Ontology annotation, molecular function: DNA-binding transcription factor activity; RNA polymerase II cis-regulatory region sequence-specific DNA binding.